Closterium sp. Naga37s-1 is the source of this 582-nucleotide messenger RNA. Lineage: Eukaryota; Viridiplantae; Streptophyta; Zygnematophyceae; Desmidiales; Closteriaceae. The record is from the annotation of a GenBank genome assembly.
AUGAGGGCUGAGGCUCAGCGGCAGGCGGCGGAGGUGGCGUACGUGAAGGGGGCGGCAGUGUGCACAGAGGGGCAUAUCAACGACGUGAAGCUGGAACUCGCGGCGCUGAAGGCUGGUGCUGCGGACAAGAGCCGCGGCGAGCGCGAGGAGAGCAGCGCAGAGGAGCAUGCGGGAGCGGAGAGGCGGAAGAGGGAGGGGUCACUGGGGAAGGAAGGGGAGGUGGCAUGUGCUGCUGCGGGCAUCGAUUCUAAGCUUACUACCGCUUGUAGUGGGAGCGAAGAAAAGGGAGAGGAAGAGGAAAGAGAGAGCGAAGAGGAGUGGGAAGCAAAUGGUGAGGCGGUUGACACGGAGGCUGAGCUGCAGGAAGUGUGGGAGCGAGUGGAAGCUCUGGAGGAAACGAGCCCUAAGACGUGGGAGGCAGUGAUGAAGCUGUGGAGCAAAGUUACUCCAGGCGAGACGUGCAUGGACCUCAGCAGCAUCCACCUCUCCGACCGUGCUCUCACGCGAGCCACCUCCUUGUGCUCUCUCACGUGGCUCAGCCUUCGGACUUCCUCCAGCUUCGCUGUAGAGGGGGUGCCAUAG